UCUCUGCGUCACAUGCACUAGCUGGAUCAGUGAAAACCAAUGCCCAACCUGGAGUAAUCUGGGACAUUAUGCGAGGAUGGGUCAAGCGCGAACCUGUUGUUCAAAAGAAUAUUGCUGAAAACUCGCCCUCAAAAAAAAUCUUAUCAGUGGAACCGACUCUUGAAGUAGAUUUUACUCAUAAUAAAGAGGCCGAGCCACCAUCAAGAAAGAUAAAACUCGUGAGAUAUCAAAUGAACCCUGAAAAAAAUUGGGGACCAAAACCACGCGCUGGUCAAAGGAAACGCAAAGUCAAAGAUAAGGACAACGAACAGGUAGUGAAAAAAGUAGCGUUGGACAGGAAUGAAGAUGACGUGUCAGUAGCUACAGCGACAGCGUCUGAGCAACAGCUGCUGCCAUUAUUUACGUCAACGUAUACAUAA
Molecule: messenger RNA, 419 nt
Organism: Paraglomus occultum
Lineage: Eukaryota; Fungi; Glomeromycota; Glomeromycetes; Paraglomerales; Paraglomeraceae
Source: the annotation of a GenBank genome assembly